This is a messenger RNA of Gigantopelta aegis, 6551 nucleotides long. Its product is annotated as trichohyalin-like. Bases 178 to 3165 code for a protein of 995 amino acids. The transcript has 3 exons. The record is from RefSeq and is a predicted model, not a curated record. Lineage: Eukaryota; Metazoa; Mollusca; Gastropoda; Neomphalida; Peltospiridae.
GUGUGUUUCGGCCCAUGCUAUCAUGUAGGAGUCUUCCGUUAACCCGUGCCGUUGUAAGUGGCAAGUGAUUAGCGGCGAUUCUAUUUUGAUGAUGUUGUGACGCAAUUAGUGUCAUUAUCUUCUUCCUUUGAUUGGUGAGCAUACUAUGAACAUGUGCGUCCUACAUAUCAUGAGGGUAUGACUUACCAUGCCAACAAAUCUUUAGAUCUUCUACAACGAAUCAUCAGCGAGGGCAGUGACUCCAGCUCCGGGUCCGACUGGACAGAGAGUGAACAGGCAGCUGAUUCGGGUUCAGGACAGGACGGCGCUAGCAGUGGAGGAGUUGCUGAGGAGAGUCAGAACAUCACAGCAGACGUCGAAACUGACAUCACAGCAGACUUCAAAACUGGCAUCACAGCAGACGGCAAAACUGACAUAACAGCAGACGGCAAAACUGACAGCAGUUUAUGCAAAGAGUCUGUGAAAGGCUCUGUAAUGAACAAGAUGGGAAACACUGUGGGCAUUUCCCAAGAGAGUGAAGAGGAGGUGAACAGAAAGUAUGAGCAGUUUCUGAAAGGUGGACAGCUAAUUGAGAACGAGGAAGAAAAUGGGAGAGAGGUAGUGUUGGAGAAGAUAGAAGAGGAAAGUGGUGGAGAUUCAUGGCCGGUGGUAAAAGAAAAAUCAGGACCAUACCGAGAGCGGCAUCUUAGAAAUAAUAUUCAAGAAAAAUCAGAACCGUACCGAGAGCAGCGUCUUAGACAUAAUAUUCAAGAAGAAAAUGACUCACGUUUCGAAAAAACUUCUAAAGUGGAGAGUGAAGAUUCUGGGAUCAAGAAGAAAACAAAACCAAGGAAGAAGAAAAGAAAGGUGAAGAAAGCAUUUGUGGUGGUGGAAAACGGGGAACACGAAGAUGGAAAACUAGACAGUGGUGAACAGGCAUCUGUCAAUCAGGAAAACUGUGACCACCAGAACGCACGGUACAGCAAGAAGGAAGAAAGCACAGACCAGGACUCUGUGAGUGACAGGCAGGAGAUCAUGAGUGAUCAGGGACCCUCGACACAAAACCAGAAACGUCGGAAGCUGACCAAGCGGGCUCAGAUUCGCAAAUUCCGGUCUCUGGAUAUUAAUCCGAACCUGUUCUACGAGGAGCGACUGCAGCAGAAGUACGAGGAGCUCCGCGAGCUGGUGCAGACAGGCAUCAGCCAGCAUGACGUGUCGCGGCAGUACCUGCGGCAGAUGGAGGUCCUACGGCAGCAGUACGCCAGCGUCAGUCACGGGAUUCCCCCCAGUGGGAGGCCGGUCCUGAGAGAUGUGUCCAGACAAACCCACAGUAAUGACCCGCCGGAGAGAUCAGAAAGCGAUCAUGCCUACAGCACAAUAAGGAUGCUUCAGGUGACAAACCAGCGCAGGUUUUCCAACCUGAGACCCCGGUCAGCAGCCCCUAGCAAGGAAGAACAUUUCAGGGACUCACGGUCCAGACCAAAAUCUGCCGCUCCUACGAGACAUGAUCAGUCCAGAGAGAGAACACCAUUGAGGCCAGGCAGCGGUAAAACAGACUCCACCUACAGCAACAGGAACAAUAGUAACGGCGUGAGGAACAGGUCUUACUCACCUAGAAGCAGACGGCAAAAUGGUUUUUCCGAUUCACCUAGAAGCAAAUCUGCUGACAGCGAUUCUGCAUCUGAUGGACAUGGUCAUCAACAUGGUGGAUUUUCACACUCAGAUUACCAGCUGAAGGACACAGAUAAUGAGACUAUUAAGGAAUGGCUGAAAAGGAAAAAUGUUCUAAUUAGGAAGCAGAAGGUCGAGGAACGUAAAAAGAAGCGAGAGGAGCGGAAGAAGGAACAAGCUAUUGCAAUGGAGAAGGAGAAGAAGCACAUGGAAUCCCAACAGAAGGUUGAGGUGUGGAUGAAAGCUAAAAGGCAGGAGGCAAUAAAAACGAAAAAAGAGGAUAGAUGUUACAAAAAACAAGAGAUGCAGGAAAGAACCAUGCAAGAUGCCUAUAAGGUUACCAUGGUUUCUGGACAAGGUUUUAACUAUCCCCCUGCUCCACCACUGUACAAAACGAAACAUGUUGUUCGACCAGGAACCACUGCAGCUGACAUGAAGCCAAAGUCAGCAUCAGAACUCCCGGUUGCUGGAGAGGAAACUGCAGACAAUGUGCAAAUAGAAUUGAAUAAGAGAAGACUAGAGGAGGAUGAAAAACAGCAAGCAACACAGGCACAAAAGAUACAGAUAGAUGGUCCUCACCCUCCAACAACCAAGUUUGUCUACAAACGACCAGUCCUUGGAAGGGUCAGGCUGAGGGUUCGGCAGCAGACACCAGACAAGAAUAGCGAACAGGCAGGGAGAAGAGAGAAGAAAUUGGAAACACAAGUAAAAAGAGAGGAAAUCAAAGUUAGAAAGUCCUACGAUGAGUGGUUAAAAGAAAAACAAAUUUCUAAUAACGAACGACGCAAAGAUCUUUCUAAACAAAACAAAAUGUCCAAAUCUAAUCCAGAACUAGUACGAAGAGAUGCCAAUUUGGAACAGAGGCAUGUCACUGAUGUUGAUGUAAAUAAAACGUAUAAUCCUGAUGAUUUAGAUGAAUUAACACAUAGACUUGUCAGUGAAGUGUUGAGUAGUCUUGAGGAUGAAGAAAUUGAAGAAACUGAAGAUGCUAAGUCCGAUAACUUCCUUCAAGUGUCUGGAUCUAAAGCCUCUCUGUCUGCCAGACCAAAGUCUGCAGCUCCAGCCCCCGUGCCUUCUCUACAGAUGUCUAAAUCACCACGACGACCAGCCAGUGCGAAACCUCACCCCAAAGCAGUCAAGGAGAACGGAGAACAAGAUUCCAGCGUCCCAGGACUGAAAUUGCCUUUUUCCCCAGAACUGGGCGUUCCAAAAUAUGUCGAGUCUAGACAGCGGAAGCUGUUCUCACCAAAGCUGUGGGAAAACCCAGAAGAUGGCAUGAGACCAGAACCACAAGGAUGUGAUGCUACAGACCAGAAUUCAUCAACAGUCACAGAGGAGAGUGCGAGAGAUGAGUCAUCGGCCCACUCUCACGACUCACAGAGGUUCAAGAGAGUGUCGUUCAGUGAAACAACCACUGUGAUAGAAGAAGACCUGCCUAGCUCAGAGUCACCCGGUACCGAUGAUCCGAGCUCAGACUCUGCAGCACCUGGUGUACAACUAUACAGUCUUAGCUAACUUUAUAUAUCAGUCGUUCAUUCAGAUUAAUUAGGUUUUUAUUUUUUUAAAUAAAUUAUAUUUAUACUAGAUAUAUGAGUAACAGAGUAAUUAGAAAUAUUGGCAUGCUUACUUUUUUUUAAAUAGAACAUUAUUAUACAUUACCAAAUAUGUCCAUGUUAAAAAAAAAAAUAUUUACCCUUUUGUAUAGAGAUCUCAAAAUAAAAUGUUGUAAAUUAUUAGUUAUGGUGGAUUUUGGGAUUUGGUGGGGGUUUUUAAAUAACAAUAAAAAAAAAAACAUUAUUAGUGAACCAUUUUUCAUGGCCAUCAAUUUUUUUUUUUUUAAACUGCAUUUAAAUGGCUGUUUGGCAUUGUAUACUGUUGACAUUCCAUGUACUUUAGUAUGGGUACCCAUGGCUGGUCGACUAGUUGCUUCACGCAAUGUCCUAGACUGCGACUGGCAGGGUGACAGGGGCCAGUAUCUAGCUCAGUUGGUAGAGCAUUCGCCCGAGUUGCUUGAGUCAAAGGAUCAUAUGCCCUCAGUGGACCAAUUCUGUGGUUUUUUCUCACCAUGUUAGUGCCCCACAACUUGUAUAUCAAAGGCCAUAUUAUGUGCUGUUCUGCCCUAUUUAAAAUGUCAAUUUUUGUGCAGAACUAGGGUAGUCAAAGAUGCUUUCCAUUGUCUAAAACUAGCAGCUUAACCCCUAAGUUUUUUUCUGAUUUACUUUAAGGGAGUAAGUUGUAGUAUUAAUAUCCAUGGUGAUUGAAAUGCUGUGUGUAGCAGCAGUUGUAGCCACAUUUUACUACUGCCAUCAAUGGGAUUUCGUUUAUACACACUUAUAGGAAAUUUGCUGGAUCUGCUUGUUUGAAAUUUCUUGCCAUUGUAACAUAUCCUCAGAAUCAUCAUGUACCUUGGCAAAAGUUGCACAAUAACAAAAUAUAUUCUAUUCAUUUUAUCAUCGGACUAAUAACGGACAACACAAGAUGCAAGUAUAUUAGUUUUUUGGGGUUUUUUAAUGAUUAUUGAAAGUAAUGUGUAGAAUCCUUAUGACAAAGGAGUCAUGAUUUCUUUAACAAAAAUUAUUUAAAUGCCAAAUGUUUUAAAUCCUUUUCACCGAAUACUGGAGUCAAAAUUAGUUUGUGGAAUGGAAAACCAUCUUACUUUAUUAUAUUUCAUGAUAGAAGAAAAUGGUAGAAAUGGAGAAAGAGUUCUGAAAAUGAGUCUCAAAAUUGGACUUGUGGCAUUUUAACAGCAAUAUGGAAGACUUGAGAUAGAUAUGGAUAAAAACAUAAGAUUUAUAUAUCAUCACUUCUAACAAUUAAGAAUUCUUGAUAUAUCUGAAAUAUACUGUCAGAAAUAAGAUGGAAACCAAAAGCUGCUUGUGAAGUUGAUUAUCAGAACGCAUACUGUGUAUUUUGAGUGGCAUUUUGAGCUUUGAAUUACUGUAAAAAAAAUUAGCAUCGAGUUACUAUAAUUAUAAAAAAGGGUGUGUUUAAAUGCUGAACUUAUUUAGUCUAAUAUUAAACCAUAAGGACUUGUAGCAAGACCCCAUCCACUUGUCCAUCCUAUUGUAGAAUUUUCAAUUGUAUCAUGUCCCAUCCCAUUCUCAGUUCUGAAACUAGGAAUAAAACAAGUCCUUUUGGUGUAAAGAUUAUUUUAAAAAGAAUUAUUUAUAGUAGAUGCUAUGUAAUUCAGUAUUAAUGCUUUGUGAUAAAAAAAAAAAAAUUGUAUUUUUAGUAGCCAUUAAAUUAAGCCGUCCAUAAAAAGUGAUUCAUCUGCUGUAAAGCUUUGUAUAUAUGCACUAAUAUAAGUGUGCCAAUCAGCAAACAAUUGUGUCUUUUUAAUACUAAUAAUAUUAUAUCAUAACUAUUAUAUGCAGUUUAGUUAUUAUGCUUCAUGUAUUUGGAAAUUAUAGAUCUAAAAUAAGCAAAAUAAAUAUGUUGUGGCAAAAUAUUCAAAGUAUUCAGGGCUAGAUCGGAUUGUACAGAAACUUUUGCCAAAUUUUCUAUUGAACUUCUAAAAUUACUGAAACCCAGUGAUUUUUCUAACAAAAUGUCAGUUAUGACAUAAAAUUAUUUUGCCAAGUUAAAAUACAAAUUAGCCAACUGCUUUCAACCUUUGCAGUUGGUGAGUGCAUGAACUAGCUAUGGUAUUGAAGAUAGGGAAAUUGCUAGCAGUUUAUUAAAAUUAUAGAUUCUGCCACAGGAAAAAAACCAGUCUUCAAAUGUCAAAAAAAAUAAAAUAAUUAUUGCAAUAUACAUGUAUUUGUAAGAUGCAAUACAUUAUCUGUAAUAUAAAACAUUUGUACAAUUUAAUAUAUUAAAUUUUAUGCUUCAACCAAGAUUAAAAAAACCCCUAAUAUCAUGUUUUUUUCUUUGACCAACUUUGUCCAGGUUAUAUACAAUUAAUUUUCUUUAGCAUUCAUUAUAUGUGUAAAUAAUUAGUUUUCUUCUAAAUUUUGUAGGAUGAAUUUGUGCUAUGCACAUUGUAUGAUGAAAUGACAUGCUGAACCUUUGAACUAGGGGCACAGUAAACUGUUUUUGAAAUUGUGAAGAACUUUUUAGUGUUGCCUUCAUGUGUUUAGUCGGCAAAUAACAUCAGAUUACACAGCAGCUGUAUUUACUGGCAAAACAAUUUCUUACUUUCAAUUGCAAGAAUAAUGUAUGCUUACAUUUUCAGUGAUAAAUGUCUUUUUAUUAUUGCGACAUGCAUUAUUAUGCAUGCUCAGCAAAAAUGUGAUAGAAAACAAUGCAAUCUUAGCUAACUUUAUUUAUCGGUGGUUUAUUCAGAUUAAUUAGGUUAUUUUUUUAAAUAAAUUAUAUUUAUACUUGAUAUAGUAUAAUGUUGAGAGUACUUAGAAAUAUUGGCAUGCAUGCUUUUUUAAUAGAACUUUAUAAUAGACCAAAUAUGUCAAUAUUAGGAAAAGACAUUUUACCCUUUUGUAUCAAGAUCUCAAAAUAAAAUGAUUUUGUUAUGGUAAUUUUUUUUUAAUUUUAAAUUUAAAAAAAAUAUAUAUAUUUACCGUUUCUUUAACAUUUCAAAAGUUUGAAACUACAUUUGUAUGGCUCUGGUAUAUGGUAAAUCAAAAGCCAUGGUAUAUACUGUCCUGUCCCAUUUAAAAAUAGGAUGACCAUUUUUGUACAGAACAAGGAUAGUUACACUUUGUUAUGUCUGAAUCCAUCAGCUUCACCCCUAAAUGUUUCUGAUUUACUUGAGUAAUGGGUUGUAGUAGUUAUAUCCAUGGUGUAUUUCUUGAUUUAGUGUGUAGCAUUUUAGCCAUGUUACUAUUGCAUACCUGUCAAAUGUCACACAUUUGGCGCGAGUCUCACACAUUUGUAAUAACAAUCCGUCUCACUCGUUGCUACUAUAAUCUCAUGCUUUUUUUAAAUAAAAAAUAUUUUAUAAA